AUGUCCCUUGGAGACGGACGGCAGGAAGUUUCCUCUCGAACUGGGCGCUCUGGAGCUCGCUGCAGGAACUCUAUAGCUUCCUGCGCAGAUGAGCAGCCUCAUAUUGGAAAUUACAGACUCCUUAAAACGAUUGGAAAGGGGAAUUUUGCAAAAGUAAAACUGGCAAGGCACAUCCUAACUGGCAGAGAGGUUGCCAUAAAAAUAAUUGACAAGACACAGCUGAACCCAACUAGUCUACAAAAGCUCUUUAGAGAAGUAAGAAUAAUGAAGAUCUUAAAUCAUCCAAACAUAGUGAAGCUAUUUGAAGUCAUUGAAACUGAAAAAACUCUCUAUUUAAUAAUGGAAUAUGCGAGUGGGGGGGAAGUGUUUGACUAUCUGGUUGCACAUGGAAGAAUGAAGGAAAAGGAGGCUAGAGCUAAAUUUAGACAGAUAGUAUCCGCAGUGCAGUAUUGCCAUCAAAAGCAUAUUGUUCAUAGAGAUCUCAAGGCUGAAAAUCUAUUGCUAGAUGCAGAUAUGAACAUUAAAAUAGCUGACUUUGGUUUUAGCAAUGAGUUUACAGUUGGAAAUAAACUGGACACUUUUUGUGGCAGCCCACCUUAUGCUGCUCCAGAGCUCUUUCAAGGGAAGAAAUAUGAUGGACCUGAAGUAGAUGUUUGGAGUUUAGGCGUUAUUCUUUAUACUCUUGUCAGUGGAUCUCUUCCUUUCGAUGGACAGAACUUAAAGGAACUUAGAGAAAGAGUGCUAAGGGGAAAAUACAGGAUUCCUUUCUACAUGUCCACAGACUGUGAAAACCUCCUCAAACGUUUCCUGGUGCUAAACCCAACAAAAAGAGGCACUCUAGAGCAAAUUAUGAAGGACAGGUGGAUCAAUGCAGGGCAUGAGGAGGAUGAACUUAAACCUUUUGUUGAACCAGAACUAGAUAUCUCGGACCAGAAAAGAAUAGAUAUUAUGGUAGGAAUGGGAUAUUCUCAAGAAGAAAUUCAAGAAUCCCUUAGUAAAAUGAAAUAUGAUGAAAUCACAGCUACAUACUUACUGCUAGGAAGGAAAUCGUCAGAGUUGGAUGCAAGUGAUUCAAGCUCCAGCAGCAACCUUUCACUUGCCAAAGUUAGGCCAAGUAGUGAUCUUAAUAAUAGCACUGGACAAUCUCCUCAUCACAAAGUUCAGAGAAGCAUAUCUUCUAGCCAGAAACAGCGGCGGUACAGUGAUCAUGCUGGACCAUCCAUCCCCUCAGUAGUGGCGUAUCCCAAAAGAAGCCAGACUAGUACUACAGACAGUGACCUCAAAGAGGAAGGAAUUCAGUCAAGAAAAUCCAGCAGUAGUGCUGUUGCAGGAAGAGGAAUUGCACCAGCUAGUCCAAUGCUUGGAAAUGCCAGCAAUCCCAAUAAGGCUGAUAUUCCUGAACGUAAGAAAAGUUCGGCUGUUCCUAGUAAUAAUACUGCCCCCGGAGCAAUGACACGGCGCAACACAUAUGUUUGUAGUGAAAGAACCACUGCUGAUAGGCAUUCAGUGAUACAAAAUGGCAAGGAGAACAGCCUGACAGAAAUGUUCGCUUACGCAGCUAGCCCUGCUUCAGUUUGUACUACAUCCUUCUCCAGUGUUCGGCUGCGACAUCAGAAGUCGAUGUCCAUGUCAGCCUCUGUGCACACGAAGAUGAUGUUGCCUCCAAUAGACAAUGGCGCAGAUAACUUCAGGCCUAUCACUAUUCCCGAUCAAAGAACUCCUGUUGCUUCAACUCACAGCAUUAGCAGUGCAACCACACCUGAUCGUAUUCGUUUCCCCAGAGGAACGGCUAGUCGGAGCACUUUCCACGGACAGCUCAGAGAGCGACGUACUGCUACCUACAACGGACCGCCAGCCUCCCCCAGUCUGUCCCACGAAGCAACGCCGCUCUCACAGACUCGAACCAGGGGUUCCACUAAUCUGUUUAGUAAACUAACUUCAAAACUAACCAGAAGGCUCCCGACUGAAUAUGAGAGGAACGGGAGAUUUGAGGGCUCAAGCCGCAACGUAGCUGUGGAUCAGAAGGACGAGAACAAGGAAGCCAAGCCUCGGUCGCUGCGUUUCACCUGGAGCAUGAAAACCACCAGCUCCAUGGAUCCCAAUGACAUGAUGAGGGAAAUACGAAAGGUCCUGGAUGCCAAUAAUUGUGACUAUGAACAAAGAGAGCGUUUCUUGCUUUUCUGUGUCCACGGAGAUGGGCAUGCGGAAAACCUUGUACAGUGGGAGAUGGAGGUGUGUAAACUGCCAAGACUGUCCCUGAACGGAGUUCGCUUUAAGCGGAUAUCGGGAACAUCCAUAGCUUUUAAAAACAUUGCUUCCAAAAUUGCCAAUGAGUUAAAGCUGUAACAAGAAAAAUAGUUAAGUUGUAAAUUAGUUAGCAAUUUCAAGUGUUUUUGAGAAUUCCGAUGGAAAUGUAUAGAAUAACAUUUAGGCAAUAACUUCUGCAUCCUUCUGAAUAGUGAUAUUAAAGAAAAAAGCUGCUGAGCUGGGAGGGAGAGUUGGACUUUUUUAUAAGUGCACUACAGCAUUAAAGUUGCCUACUAUGUAAAAUACUACCCCUUCUGCUUUAUUUCCAUUGCUUCUAAGUCUUUGAAAACAAAUUGAAACACAGAAUAUAUUCAUUUAAAUAUGCUUCCCGUUUGUGUGGACGUGUGAAUGUAUAGUAUGUGUGUAUAAUAUAUAAAGUAUUCUAUGUAAACAAUUCAUUUACAACAUCGAGCUGUACCAGUACCUCUUUUUGGGCUGAUUUUGGUGCUAAAAAUUGAAAUGGCCAAGGAGGAAACACUUGAGUUUAAUAUUUAAAAUAAGUGAAGCGAUAACCAGUAAAUGCAGGUUUACAGUUCACUGCUGUGUUAAGGAGAGAAAAACUAAAGUGUGUGAAGGGUUUGGGUUUACGGUUGUGAACAUUAUUAGUCCUGUUUUCUAAGUAGAUCUCAUGAGAUAAUUAAAAAUUCACUUUUACCGAGUAA
Messenger RNA from Eurypyga helias (sunbittern), 2969 nucleotides. It is a transcript of the gene MARK3, whose product is annotated as MAP/microtubule affinity-regulating kinase 3. The transcript is spliced from 17 exons. Gene Ontology annotation, molecular function: protein serine/threonine kinase activity; ATP binding. Bases 1 to 2346 code for a protein of 781 amino acids. NCBI's taxonomy places the organism in Eukaryota, Metazoa, Chordata, Aves, Eurypygiformes, Eurypygidae. The record is from RefSeq and is a predicted model, not a curated record. Gene Ontology annotation, cellular component: cytoplasm; plasma membrane. Gene Ontology annotation, biological process: intracellular signal transduction; protein phosphorylation.